GGUUUGUGCCCCGUCUGCAACCAACCUGACUCCAUCCAUCACCGUCUGUACAAGUGUGAGGGGUCGGCCGAGAUUAAGAAUGCCCGCGAGGCCGUGCAGGCCACUGAUUUUUUCUUCCAGCAGGCACGGGAAGGUGCUCAGGAGUUCUUCACAGGACUCAAGUUUCGGCACCCGUCUACCUCGUGGCCUCAGCCGAGCGACGAGCAUGAGCCUGCCUUGUUCGAUGCUGAGGGCGCCCCCAUGGACUGGGGCGCCUUCAACACAGAGGGCCUGAGCGUGUCAGGCGAUGGCUCGUGUGUCCCGCACAUGAUAAAGGAGCUCUCCAGGGCCUCAUAUGCGUGGGUCUUCAUGGGGGCCGAUGGGCAGCCG
Messenger RNA from Prorocentrum cordatum, 369 nucleotides. NCBI's taxonomy places the organism in Eukaryota, Dinophyceae, Prorocentrales, Prorocentraceae. The record is from the annotation of a GenBank genome assembly.